Molecule: messenger RNA, 1501 nt
Organism: Oryza brachyantha (malo sina)
Lineage: Eukaryota; Viridiplantae; Streptophyta; Magnoliopsida; Poales; Poaceae
Product: senescence/dehydration-associated protein At4g35985, chloroplastic-like
Exons: 5
Coding region: 165-1319 (384 amino acids)
Cellular component (GO): plasma membrane
Source: RefSeq, a predicted model, not a curated record
UAUUCGAUGCCCCUCUUCUGUUCGAGUUUUCGAUAUGUUUGAGAAAGCUAGCUACGUGAUCAAGAAUGGCUGCCUAUAUUAGUGGUUCAGUUCAUCACAGCCUCGUCCUCUGAAUCACUCGCCGACUUCGCGUUUGUGUAGCCGCCACCUAGCUCGCUCUGGGCAUGGCCUGCUGCGGCGGCAUGUCGUCGACGUCGAGGCCGCCGAGGGGUAUCCGCGAGGAGACGCUGCUCCGCGUGCCCGGCGCGUCGGUGCACCUGCUGGACGGCGCCGAGGGCCCCGUCGAGCUCGCCCGGGGCGACCUCGCCGUCGUGCGGAUCGCCAAGGACGGCGUGGCCGUGGCCACCGUGGCGCGCGUCGGCCGCGACCUCGGGUGGCCGCUGACGAGGGACGAGCCGGUGGUGAGGCUCGACCGGCUGCACUACCUCUUCACGCUGCCGGACAGGGACGGCGGCGCGUUCCUCAACUACGGCGUCUCCUUCGCCGCGCCCAACGACGCGCUGCUGGCGUCGCUCGACGCGUUCCUCAGGGCCAACGCGUGCUUCUCCACGCCUUCGGCCGGCGCGCCCGCGCCAUCGAGGAGCUACACCGCCACCGCCACCGCCACUAACACGCCGCCGGCGACGACGGACGGAUACUGGAACGACUACGCGCCGAGGAUGGAGGGCUACAACAACGUGCUGGCCAAGGCGAUCGCCGCCGGCACCGGCCAGCUCGUGAGGGGCAUCUUCAUGUGCAGCGACGCGUACGCAAGCCAGGUUCAGCGCGGAGCCGACCUGGUUCGUCUUCAAGCUGCCGGCAGCGUGAGCAAACGAGUCGGCGGCGCAGGCGGCGGACCUGGCCGGACAGGCCAGGCGGACGCGAAGCGUGGAGUCAACAAGAGCCUCAAGAGGGUCAGGAAGCUGUCGGAGAUGACGGAGAAGAUGAGCCAGUCGUUGCUCGACACGGUCAUCGCGGUGACGGGAUCCAUGGCCGCGCCGCUGCUUCGUUCCAAGCAAGGGAAGGCCUUCCUCGCCACCGUUCCAGGGGAGGUCAUCCUGGCCUCUCUUGACGCUAUCAAUAAAGUUAUGGACGCUGUGGAGGCUGCUGAGAGGAGAUCACUCGCUGCCACUUCCAAUGUUGUCGCUGGUGCAGUGUCGAGGAGGCAAGGAAGUUCAGACAUCGCUGCCUUAUAUAUUCUUCCGUGUAUGGAGAGAGCGCCGGGGAGGCGACGGAGGACGCGUUCGCGACGGCCGGCCACGCCGUGGGGACGGCAUGGAACCUCUUCAAGAUACGGAAGGCCGUCACGCCGUCGUCCUCCCUCCCGGGGAACAUGGUGAAGAGCGCCGUCAGAAACAGAAAAUGACGGGCGGCGGCAGAGAACAGCGGCUACACACGACGCCGCGAGUGUGUUGCGUAGGCUGAACGAUGUACUGCUAAGUUAUAAACUCUCGGUCCUCUUACUUGUUCACUGCCUGGUGAAGCAACGAGGACAUAACUUAAUAUUUACAUUAGCUCUAAA